Glossina fuscipes is the source of this 4102-nucleotide messenger RNA. Its product is annotated as small G protein signaling modulator 1. Bases 157 to 3717 code for a protein of 1186 amino acids. Gene Ontology annotation, biological process: activation of GTPase activity. The transcript is spliced from 13 exons. The record is from RefSeq and is a predicted model, not a curated record. Gene Ontology annotation, molecular function: GTPase activator activity. NCBI's taxonomy places the organism in Eukaryota, Metazoa, Arthropoda, Insecta, Diptera, Glossinidae.
UUUAUUUAAAAUAAUUCUCUUUCGGUUUAAGUUUUGGUCUUUCCGCAGCAUUGUUUACUACAAAAAGAACAAUAGUAAGCAAAAACCGUUUACAAGACAAAUUUUAUUUUAUUUGCAGUAAUUUUCAUUGUGCUUUGCUUGUGACAUAAAUUUAAUAUGAAUAUGUUGCAUAGCUUCGGGGGAUGUGAUGGAGAUGCUGAACUUAAAGAGCGUUUGAUAGCUAACGUGAAGAAAGAAGUGAAACAAUUAAUGGAAGAGGCCGUAACUAAACAUUAUGUGCAUGAAGAGAGCAGUUCCGUGACGUCGUUAUGUGGCGCUGUGGAAGCUUCUUUAAGUCAUGGUCUUCGACGAAGAGCUUUAGGUCUGUUUAAAACUUCCUCUACGACGGCUUUGAUACAGAAAAUUUCCAAAAAUUGUCCGGAAGCAGAUUAUAUAAGUCGCCGCUUGUUAGAUUUUGAAAUUACAACUGAAAGCUGUGUAGUGGCGGGUAAACGUUCCUGCUCGAGUAGCGAUAGCAUUAUUAAACCAAAAUUGCUAAACAAAGGUUUUAGCAGCAAUUCGGUAACAACGAUCAACGCUGUGUCCGGCACAUCGACUUCACAGACGGGUGUAAAAUACUUGUGGAUACGGAUGGCCUUGUACGAAAAACGUUUAUCGAAGAUAAUUGAGCAUUUAGUUAGUAAUGCUAGCAGUUACUAUGAUCGCGACGCUUUGGUGGCUGACACUGAUUACGGUUCUAUAUUAAGUUCAUUGCUGGUAGGUCCAUGCGCUUUGGAAUUCACCAAAGCUAAAACAGUUGAUCAUUAUUGGUCAGAUCCUCCAGCCGAUGAAUUGAUUCAAAGGCAUCGCAUAAGUUCGGGCAAUCGUACCCCGCCUACUUGUCAUCGUCCUUUGAUAAACUUUAAGCGUAGCUUACACACGAGUUCAGAAGAUACUAGCAGUAGUUCAUAUAAAGUAAGUUCACCAGCCACUGUAGCUAAAGAUUAUGUGGAAUCCCUGCAUCAAAAUACCCGGACUACUUUACUGUAUGGUAAAAACAAUGUCCUUGUUCUACCAAAGGAUCUCAACGAACCUCUUCCCGGUUAUUUAAGUCUUCAUCAAACCAUACAGUCGCUAACGAUUAAAUGGACCCCAAAUCAGCUAAUGAACGGUUACAGUGACAGUGAUGCUAACGAUUUGAACAUUUAUUGGGCAUAUGCUCUAAACAUCAAUGUUGACGAAAUCGUUUAUGUGCAUUGCCAUCAGAAUCGUGGCGACGAUACAGGUGGUAUUAUAAUACUAGUAGGGCAAGACGGCGUGCAACGACCGCCUAUAAAUUUUCCAGAAGGGGGUCAUAUGCAAGCAUUUUUAAGUUGUUUAGAGACCGGUCUUUUACCGCAUGGUCAAUUAGAUCCACCACUAUGGUCCCAGCGAAGUACUGGGAAAAUGUUUCCUUGGACAAAAAGUGUAAGAAGAACAAUUUUACCGUCGGUAAUGGAAACCGCAGUUGAAACACCUAUUGAUUAUGUCUUCCGGGUCGUUGGUAAAAGUCAGCAUGAAGAGUUCGUCGCUAUACAUUCCAUUUUAGAGCUGGGAUGUACUAGUCCACGACGUAAACAUUUAAGCAGCUGUUCAACAACGGGGAGCAGCGAUUGUUCGAGUAAAAGUCUAUCAAUGGAACAAAGUGUGACUGAUACACCUUUGAUACAUAUAACUCAAACGACCAGCAUAGAAUUGGUUUGUUCUACAAUGAGACGUCAAAUUAUUUCGAGAGCAUUUUAUGGUUGGUUAGCAUAUUGUAGACAUUUGUCUACAGUACGUACUCAUUUAUCAGGCUUAGUGCACGGGUUCAUAACACCGAGUUUGGCUGCUGAUGGAUUUGGCUUGACUCAAGAAAAAUGGGAAACCAUGCAUGAAAAUGGUGUCAUAACUAAUCAAGAUGAGGUAAAUCGUUUAGUGUAUUUUGGUGGUGUGGUUCAUGAAUUACGUCAGGAAGUUUGGCCGUAUCUUUUAGGCCAUUACAGCUUUGGUUCGACAACUGAAGAGCGUACAAAAGUUGACAAUAUUACUAAGCAUUAUUAUGAAACGACAAUGAGUGAAUGGUUGGCUGUAGAGGCUAUAGUUCGUCAACGUGAGAAAGAGCAAAAUGCCAACGCGUUAGCGAAAAUAUCAUUAGAAAACAAAUAUAACAAUUCAAGCCUGCCGAACAAAUUUACCUGCGAGUCUACAGAAAAACAAAAUUACAAUAUCGAUUUGGAUAAUGACGUCUUUGAUGACCGCGAUAAUUCUGAUUUUUCGGAUACAGGUAUAGAAUUUGAUGACGACGUCGUAAGCGAUAUUGGAAACUGUGGGGAUGGAGGGGAAAAUGGUACAAGCAUUCCAUGUAAUGGUGAAAAAUUACGAACAAGAUUUGAGAAUGAAAGUAGUGUGGAAAUCCUGGAAAAUGGUGUAGAUACGUUUAAUGAUAAAAAUAAGAAAGGCUCCAUCGACCUUAAAAAAGAAGAACAAGUAAGUUCUGCGGAAAGAGAGCGGUCAUUUCAAAAAGCUAUUUUAAGUUUUGAAAAUCUUGACCCCGUGGAGUCUUUAGUUUUGCAAGAUAAUUGCUUUGCUGAAACGGAACUAGAAAUGGUGUGUACCCCCGACCAAAGUGGUUUGCUUUUGUUAAGCAUAAAAAGUUCUCCUUCUACUUCUUCUUAUGAGACUGUCGGAAAUGAAUUUGUUGAUGCAAUAAAUAGUACCGCCAAUGUAGAGACGGAAGAAAUCUCACAGGACGAUGCAGAAGGAGUACCCGAAGAUAAUGACCGUAAAUAUCAUAGCGUAGAUGAUGUACGGUAUGGUAAUAGCGCAUAUAACAGAAAACUUACACAUGCGGUGAUUAUAACGCAAGCUGCGUCAAAUGAUACCUUAGAAUGCAUGACUGAUGAGCAAACUGAAAAUACGUCACGUAAAACCAGUUUGACUUCACCGAUCAACGAGGAUAUAACUGUAGUAGCAUCUCUUGAGGCACUAAAAGAGCCCAAAUCAGCUUGCGUAUCACCGGCCAGUUCCAAUGGCGGUGUGUAUAGUUUCGAAUUUUUAGAGAAUUUUGCUUUAAAUUUACAUCGUAUUGAGAAGGAUGUACAACGUUGUGAUCGAAAUUAUUGGUAUUUUGCUAAUGAGAAUUUGGAUAAGCUAAGAAAUGUAAUAACUACUUACGUCUGGGAGCAUUUAGAAGUAGGUUAUAUGCAAGGCAUGUGCGAUUUAUUGGCCCCGUUACUGGUUAUAUUCGAUGAUGAAGCUUUAACCUAUGGUUGUUUUUGUAAAUUAAUGGAAAGAAUGAUUGAAAAUUUUCCCAAUGGCCGUGCAAUGGAUAUGCACUUUGCUAACAUGAGAUCCCUUAUACAAAUAUUGGACUCAGAAAUGUACGAUUUGAUGGAUUCAAAUGGUGAUUAUACACACUUCUACUUUUGCUAUCGUUGGUUUUUGUUGGAUUUUAAACGUGAACUGAUUUACGACGAUAUUUUUGCUGCUUGGGAAGUGAUCUGGGCUGCUAAACAUGUAGCUUCCAGUCAUUUUGUAUUAUUUUUGGCUUUGGCUCUUCUUGAAACUUAUCGUGACAUAAUAUUAUCGAAUAGCAUGGAUUUUACUGAUGUCAUCAAGUUUUUCAAUGAAACGGCUGAGAGACACAAUGCAGUUGCAGUAUUGCAACUGGCCCGCAGUUUGGUAUUACAAUUGCAAACGAUAAUUGAAAAUAAAUAAAAGUGAGACCAGAAAUCGAAACCAAAAUAUACCGCAUAGACGUUUUUAAUACCAUAUUAACCAUAGCGACCAUAGUAGAUAUAGUUGCAUAGCAGCUCACAGAAUUUAUAAAGAAAUUUAUCUCAUAAAACAAAACAAAUUUGUUUUUUAUUAAUCUUGUAAACGAGCUCAAAAAUUGUAUUAAAAACGCAGGUAGAUAAUACACAAGACAUCUCAUAAAGAGCUUAUAAUAGAUGGUAUGAAAUAGUGUUCGUUAGAAAAGGGGUUUUUGUUAGCACUCGCUGACAAUAAAAUAUUUUCCGAACCAGAGAGCCAAAGAUAAGAUAGAACAAGUAAGAGAAUUAUAUUUGGUCGUGACCGAAUCUUUUAUACGCAUCACCGUUAU